Messenger RNA from Vidua chalybeata, 1886 nucleotides. RefSeq names its product phosphatidylinositol glycan anchor biosynthesis class H (gene PIGH). The transcript has 4 exons. Lineage: Eukaryota; Metazoa; Chordata; Aves; Passeriformes; Viduidae. Gene Ontology annotation, cellular component: glycosylphosphatidylinositol-N-acetylglucosaminyltransferase (GPI-GnT) complex. Bases 14 to 589 code for a protein of 191 amino acids. Gene Ontology annotation, biological process: GPI anchor biosynthetic process. The record is from RefSeq and is a predicted model, not a curated record.
CCGCCUGCCCGGCAUGGCGGAGGAGCGGCGCUUCCUCUCGGCCUCCGGGGUGCCGAUCGCGCUGCGGCGCCGCCAGCACAGCGCGUCCUGCCGGGAGCUGGCGGUGCGCGGCCCCCGGCUGCAGCUGCGCUCGCUCAGCGCCGCCACCUCCGCCGUCUGGCUGGCGGCCUACGGGCUCUUCGCGCUCAGCGAGAGCAGCAUGGUGCUCUCUGCCGCCAUCUUCCUCACGCUGAUUGGCCUGAUCAUAUACCUGCACUUCGUGAAGAUUGACCAGGAAUCCCUGCUGGUCAUCGGCUCGCUCGGCAUUCAGGUGACUUCCUCCUAUGCCUCAGGGAAAGAGAGCACGACCUUCAUUGAGAUGGCUCAAGUGAAGGAUGUGGUUAUCAAUGAAGCCAUCCAUAUGCAAAAAGUUAUCUACUACCUAUGUAUCCUCCUCCAGGACCCUGAAGAUCCUCAGGGAGUAUCUGAGGUCGUGCCACUCUUUCAAAGCUCCAAGCCACGACUGGACUGCUUGAUAGAAGUGUACAAAAGUUGUCAAGAGAUCCUGGAGCAGAGGAAGACAGCUCCACAAUCAAGUGAAAUAAAAUAGCUGAAAAAAAAGACAGCAAACUUUCAGCAGGACUCAGAGGGACACAUGGAAAAGCAAGCAAAACUGCCCCAUGAGCAGAACUUUUUAGGUUCAGACAGAAGAGGGUUUUUCUUGCCUCUCCAGAAAAGAAUUAUAGGGGAAAUAGGGCAAAGGAAGACAAGAAAAUGCAUCAAUUUUUACUGUUCCGUGCAUCUGAAAAUUAUGCUAAAAUUAUAAAAUAACUUUGGCUGGACUGACAUAACUAUGCAUUCUUUGGUUUUUAUUUAACCUUUUGUUUGAAAAACACUGUAAAUACCAAAGCUGAUGUGUGGGCUCAGAUAGUAACUUCCUGAUGACAGGAGAAUUUCAGAAGGACAAAACCAGAAAAUUAAACUGUUGCAUUCAGUUAUGUUUAAUGAAAUAAACAUAAGAGAUCUGAAGACUGACCUCUUCAGGGAUCUGCUUGAAGGAGUCCCAUGAAAUGGGGUCCCUAGAGGGAAGAGGGGUCCGAGAAAGCUGAUUGAUAGUCAAGGAUCAUUUCUUCUGAGAUCAAGAACAGUCCAUCCCAAUGAGCAGGAAGUCAAGCAGAAAUGCCAGGAAGCCUGCAUGGAUGAGCAAGCUGGUCCUGGCAAUGCUUGAACACAAAAAGGAAGUAUAUUGAAGGUGGAAUGAGGGACAGGUAAUUUGGGAGGAAUGUAGCAACACUAUUCAAGAUGUAGUUAGAAAAGCUAAAGCCCAGCUGGUGAUGAAUCAGUUGAAGGAUGUCAAAGGCAACAAGAAUGGUUUCAGUAAGUGUUGUACUACGACAAGAAAUAACUCACACACUCACUCAAGAUGCAAAAGAAGGAAAAGAGGAAGUUUUAUUUCUGACUUCGUAAUAUAUAGAAUUCUAAAAGUGACAGUGGAUUGGAGGAUGAAAUUGCUACUUCUCCAACCACACUGGUCAAACUAACAGUCUAUUAAUUCUCUCUUCUCAUAAAGAAGAAUGUAAAACAAUCAUUAUUUACAUGAACAGUGUGUGAGAACUCCAGUAGAAAUAUGUAAGCAUUAGAAGGCAAAGAAAACUUUUAAAAGAACUUUAAAACUUUUAAAAGAACAGGGCGACAAGUAAGUGCUUAACUAUCAAAAGGAGCACUGGGAAAAUGUGAACCCAUUGCUGAAUGAGGCAGGGCCUGUUGACACAGGACAUGGAAAAGAUGUGGCAUUUAAAGGGCCACAUCAGUUACUCUGAGAAUAUGAGGCACAUGUGUUGUUGAAAAUGAUGGUAAUGAGAAUGUGAAUAGAGUUUUAAUGACCAGUGCUCUUGGCAGUAACUUAA